AUGGCACCUCGAAAAUCUACCUCCACCCUAUCUUCACAGCAAUUCCCCCUUGAAUUUCAAGCUGAUGAUGAUGCUUGGUAUGCCAUCCGUUUACUCCUCCAUGGUAAAACUCUGAUUAUCAAGUAUGAGCGCUUUUCUGCCGACUAUGAUGAUUUCUUCAAGGCUGCUGAAUUUAUGAAUCUUGACGAUGUUGAGAGCUUUGGAUGGAGAUUCCGAAAGGUGUCCCUACAGCUUCAGGACAAUGAGUGCAUUAAGUUUGUGGGGUGCAUGACAAUUUGUGCUUCUCAUGCCUUUGCAGAGGAUGAUCUUUGCUUCUACGACGCCAUUGUGGAAAAGGUAUAUAUGAAGUCCUUGUACAACAUAAAGAGCACCAAUUUUGAGAGUGGAGAGGAGAAAUGCUUGUGCAACUUCAUUUUAAACUGGCAACAUGGUCCCAAUGUUGGGAACCUGACAUCUGCUACGGUAGGACACAUAUGCUUGAUCCAACAUAGUACUGGUAUUGAUCCGAAGGUGGCCUCUUUCCAAAUCAAGGGACAAAAUUGA
Messenger RNA from Vitis vinifera (wine grape), 543 nucleotides. RefSeq lists its product as uncharacterized. The transcript is spliced from 2 exons. Bases 1 to 543 code for a protein of 180 amino acids. Lineage: Eukaryota; Viridiplantae; Streptophyta; Magnoliopsida; Vitales; Vitaceae. The record is from RefSeq and is a predicted model, not a curated record. Gene Ontology annotation, molecular function: chromatin binding.